Megalobrama amblycephala (Wuchang bream) is the source of this 2597-nucleotide messenger RNA. RefSeq names its product zinc finger protein 501-like. The transcript has 3 exons. NCBI's taxonomy places the organism in Eukaryota, Metazoa, Chordata, Actinopteri, Cypriniformes, Xenocyprididae. The coding region runs from base 459 to 1553 and encodes 364 amino acids. The record is from RefSeq and is a predicted model, not a curated record.
AGUCAAUUGGGGUCCAUCAUCUGUUUGGCUUAAGACAUUCUUUAAAAUAUCUUUUUUUGUGUUCAACAGAAUAACGAAAUUUAUAUAGGUUUGAAACAACUUGAGGGUGAGUAAGUGAUGACAGAAUUUUAAUUUUUGGUUGAACUAUCCCUUUAAGAAUAUGCGUCACCUUUAAGAAAUAUGAGACCGCGCGCACUGAGGAUGCGCAGAAGAGAGAAGCGCGAGAGACGAGGCGACUGCAGAAGCUUUCUCCAGUUGAAGCUGAAAGCGACUCUGUUAACGAUCGAGAAUAAGGAAUAAAUGUGGAAUAUUUACUCUGGAUGCUGUAUAUUUCCAGUCUGCAGAUCUGGUGUCUCUCGUACAACAAUUCAGCAAUAAAUACUGGGAAUAUUCACAUCAUCCAACAAGAGAAGGACAAACUCCAGGUGUAGCAGCUGAAAUCUGUGUGACUGUUAAAGAUGGAGUUUAUUAAAGAAGAGAUUGAAGACAUGAGUGAUCCAGAACCAUCCAGAAUAAAACAUGAAGAUACUGAGGAACAAAUAGACCAGAUGGAAGUGAAGGAGCAAAGACACAAACUAAAUGAUGUACAGAAACACUGUGACUUCAAAACUCAAGGGAAAAAAGGCAAAAAGCUGCACACCUGCUCACAGUGUGGAAAGAGUUUUCCAUAUACAUCUGGACCCAGAAUUCAUCUGUGCGUUCACUCUGGAGAACAACUAUUUUACUGUAAUCAGUGUGAUAAAGAUUUUAAUUUGUCAUCAUAUCUAAAACGACACCUGAAAGUUCAUUCAGAUGAGAGGCCUUAUGUGUGUUCUCUCUGUGGAAUGAGUUUUUCUUGGCUGGACAGUUUUAAACAGCACCAGAAAACACAUGAUGAAGUGAGAGAUCAUGUAUGUUUUGAAUGUGGGAAGAGCUUUACUAGAGCUGACUGUCUGAAACGGCACCAAAGAAUUCAUACUGGAGAAAAACCUUUUAAGUGCUCAUAUUGCGACAAGAGUUUCGCUCAGUCUGGAAACCUGAAAUUACAUGAGCGAGUUCAUACUGGAGAGAAGCCGUACCACUGUACUCAGUGUGGAAGGAGUUUCAGCGAUUCAAAAGGUUUAGAAAUUCAUCUGCGUGUUCACUCUGGAGAAAAACCAUUUAACUGUGAUCAGUGUGGUACAAAGUUUAUUUCCUCAUCAAAUCUAAAACAACAUCUGAAAAUUCAUUCUGGUGAGCGGCCUUAUGUGUGUUCUGUCUGUGGAAAGAGUUUUUCAAGGAUGAACAGUUUUAAACUGCACCAGAAAACACAUGAUGGAGUGAAAGAUCAUGCGUGUUUUGACUGUGGGAAGAGCUUUACUACAGCUGACAAUCUGAAACAGCAUCAAAGAAUUCAUACUGGAGAAAGACCUUACAAGUGCUCAUAUUGUGACAAAACAUUCACUCGGUCAGGAUCUCUAAAUGUACAUGAGCGAGUUCAUACCGGAGAGAAGCCGUACAAUUGUAUGCAGUGUGAGAAGAGUUUUAGACAUUCAUCAAACUUUCUCACUCAUAUGAAAAAAUGUUGCAAGUGAGCAACAUUUUUUUUUUCAUAUCAAAUACAUUCAAGUAAAUUCUCUAAAAUAUUCAAGACAAAGGCGUAGCUCGAUGACGCUUAGAUUGAGCGUGGAUUUAUGGAAGAUGUUAUCUUCACCUCACAGCCUGUGGAAAAGAAUCAGGACGGGACUCGGGCAGAAAUCAUGUUGAUGAUGAUGCAUGGAUAAGAUUAUUAACGUUACUGUAGUUUGAAGCAUAGCUGGGCCGAGUGCUGUGCAAGCAGAAACGAGGCCACUGUAGUGAUUGCUAAUGAGAGACAAGCGUGACACAUGGCUCGAUAGCAGCCGAACUUUUAUUAUGCACGCAGUCGCCGCUUCCACUUCUUCCCGUCAAUCAUAUGUGGGGUAAAGCAGCACUGUUUUAUCAUAUUAGAUACAUUUGUGUGUUGAAAAUUAUGUUAUAACAUUACUCUGUGUGUUUGCUCUGUGAAAUUGGACAAGGUGAAACAUGAUACUUGUGGUAAAUCAAGAAAACGAGAUUUAAACAAGACACCGUGUUGGAAUGUUCCUUAGUUCACCCAUUCUGGUGUAAAAUUCUUGGAGUAAUGGAAGAGUGGAUGGGAUCUAAUUUACCUGUGGAACCACGCUAGGAUGAUUUUACGCAAUUGGAAAUGCCCCAAGACCCCAGACUUGAAAGAUUGGAUUGAUGGGAUGAUUGAAAUUGCUUCAUAUGAGAACAUGUUAGGGAGACGGCAUAGUGAGGAAGAAAUGAAAAAACAUGGGAUCAUUUUUGGCAACAUAGAAAAAUGGAAUUUUAAUAAGUAGGACUGAUUUAACAAUGGUUUAAUUUCCAUGUGCUUUUGUUAGGAUUGUAUUCCACUGAUGGUGACUAGUGUCUGAAUGUGUUAUUGCAAAGAUGAUUAUUGAAUGCUGUGGUGAUGUACUUUGAAGUUUUGACUGUUGAACAAUAAAAAAAAAAGUUUAAUUAUAAAAAAAGACUUACUGUGUUGAGUUAUAUAACAUGAAUAGUUUUCUGUCGAUGAAUGUAUGCAAACAGUUGUUCCUUUGUCUAAUAAAACAAUU